Miscanthus lutarioriparius is the source of this 384-nucleotide messenger RNA. Lineage: Eukaryota; Viridiplantae; Streptophyta; Magnoliopsida; Poales; Poaceae. The record is from the annotation of a GenBank genome assembly.
AUGGAGAGGUAUCGAGCAAUUACAAGUGCUUACUACCGAGGAGCUGUCGGGGCAUUGCUAGUCUGUGAUGUUACUAAGGUAAUGAAAUUUGAGAAUGUGAAGAGGUGGCUGAAGGAGCUCCGGGACCAUGCUGACUCGAACAUCGUUGUAAUGCUCAUUGGCAACAAGAUCAACCUUAGACACCUGCGUUCUGUCGCGGUUGAGGAUGCUGCAAGCUUUGCAGAGCGAAGGGGAGAGGAAGAGGUGGGUGGCACCACGGCCAAGCCCGAGGUCAAAGCCAUGGCGAUACCAUACAUGUCCUUGCCGUCGUGCGGCGGAAGUUGCCAUGCACUUGAGCACCUCCACCAAGACAUCCUAGCCGCUCAUCAUGAAAUCCCUUCCUGA